UGAGAGGUUCGCUUACAAGAGGUUCCAAAUAUAGUGAUUUGACUUGGAAACUUUUGGUAUUUGGGAAAUUGGUCGUUGAGGAGAGGUGAUCGCUUACGAGAGGUGGUCGCAACCGGUGGUUCGACUGUAUUCUAAAACUGGAAAAUUACAGUAAGCCUACAUGCAGUGAUAAAUGAAACUCCCGCCCUUCUCAUAAUUAUAAAAUCUUCCUAAAAUGAUAACAUCUUUCACUUUGUAGACUCUUUGUAGUCUUCGUAUUAGCCUUGCAUAAAAGCUCCCGUCCUCGGAGACCCUAGUACCCAAACAGGAAGUGCAGGAAAAAAUCGACUUCCGGUACACAGAAGGAAAGCGAGGCUGAUUCGACCAGGCUGAGAAACAUGGCUGCAAGUGCAGUGUCGAAGUUUACUCGUAUUUUUGGUCGGAGGUCGGCCGUGGUAAUUGGAAUGAUUCAUGUACAAGCACUCCCAGGAACUCCAAGAAAUCACCUGUCUAUGAGUGAAAUAAUUAGCAUGGCUUGUUCUGAUGCGACUAAUUACAAAAAUGCUGGAGUGGAUGCUAUCAUGGUGGAGAAUAUGCAUGACAUUCCAUAUCUAAAUCGACAAGUUGGACCAGAAAUUGUUGCAUCAAUGAGUGUAGUUUGCAAUGAAGUCAAAAAAGAAGCGAACAACUUGCCAUGUGGUAUUCAAAUAUUGGCAGGGGCAAAUAAGGAAGCUCUUGCAGUGGCAAAAGCAGCGGGUCUUCAGUUUAUCCGUGCCGAAGGAUUUGUGUUCUCACACAUUGCUGAUGAAGGGACAAUGAAUUCAGAUGCUGGUGAACUGCUCCGAUACAGGAAGCACAUUGAGGCAGAUGAUAUUUUAGUUUUUACUGAUAUCAAGAAAAAGCACAGCUCCCACUUUAUAACAUCUGAUGUUAAUAUCCUGGAAAUUGCUCAAGCAGCAGAGUUCUUUCACUCUGAUGGAGUGGUUUUAACAGGAAAAGCAACUGGGGAAGUCACGAGUUUAAAAGAAAUGCAGUUUGUGAAAGAAGCAGUGAACAUUCCAGUCUUGAUUGGCUCAGGGGUGAAUGACUGUAACAUGGAACAGUACCUUGGUGCAAAUGCUAUGAUUGUCGGAUCGUACUUUAAGGACGAGGGGCAUUGGUCAAACCCAGUUAAUUUUGAAAAAGUGCAUAGCUUCAUGGCUAAGAUUGAAAGAAUGAGAAGAUAGCUAAAGUGAGAGUGUAUCACCAAACUAGAAUGUCAUUUAAGUCUCUUUUGUAAUACAUAGAGUUCUACCCAGUAAAUGUUGUUGAAUGAGCUAUAUGACCCCUACCCUGUUGAAAUCAUGUGGCUUUAGGACCACUGUAAUUAUCAUGGUUUACUAAAAAGCCCUUUCAACAAUGGUUAUUUUAAAAUAUUUAUUAGUGAUAAAUUUUAAUAUAAUAAAACUCUAUGUUAGAGUAAGUGCAAAUGUCCCUGAAACAUUUGUGCCGGUGGCAUAGUGUGAACAAGUUGAAUUAAGGACACCAUACCAUAAUUAUGUUGAAUUAAAAUAUUAUAACUUGUGUUUUUAAAUGAAUUUUAUCUUCGAGCGUUCAGCUCAACAUCUCAUGAGUGAUCGCAGGGAAUGAAUGAGAUAUUGAGUUGAACAUGAGAAGAUAGGAUGCGUAUCCACAAGCAGGCGUGUAAUAUUCUGUUUAUUAUAUAAACAUACUAAUGACGAUGUUUUUGAUGAUUUUCUGAAGAUUUCCGAUCACUUUCCGAAGAUUUCCGAAGAUUUUCCAAAAUUAUUGCGAAGGCCAGACGGAUGCUUCCAAACAUUUUGCAAACAUUUUUCGAAGAUUACUGAAGAUUGCCGAAGAUGACUGAAGAAGAU
Orbicella faveolata is the source of this 1853-nucleotide messenger RNA. RefSeq lists its product as uncharacterized. The record is from RefSeq and is a predicted model, not a curated record. Lineage: Eukaryota; Metazoa; Cnidaria; Anthozoa; Scleractinia; Merulinidae.